CGGCAGCAGCCCGAGGGUGUCUCUCCCGGCUCCCUCCCGUGCGCCCCGUCCUGUCCUCGCUCGGCGCCGUUGGAUGCAGCCUCUGCAAGGCGGCAGUCCUCAGCGAGAUGGGGGUGGACCGGCGGCAGCGAGCCUCAGCGGCGCUCUCGCUCAGCUGCCUGUCGCUCACCUUCUCCAUCACCGCCUUCAGCAGCAGCUACUGGUGCGAAGGGACCCGCAAAGUGGCCAAGCCCAUGUGCAGCGAGCUCCGAGGGGGCACCCACUGCAUCCGCUUCAACACCUCCGGGGGCCCCAACGACAGCAACGUGGUCCAGUACAUCUGGGAGACCGGGGACGACAAGUUCGUCGACCGGAAGUUUCACGCCGGCAUCUGGUACUCUUGCGAGGAGCUGCUCCUCGGAGACGGUGAGAAAUGUAGAAGUUUUAUCAGCCUGACACCCCCGGCGGAUCGAGGGGUCCUAUGGCUCUCCAUUGCUGCAGAGCUCCUCUACAUCGCUUUGCUUCUGAUGGGCGUCGCUCUCAUGUUGAUUGAAGUUUGCUACUCCAUCAGCAUGCUAGAUGGGCUGAAGCUCAAUGCGUUUGCUGCGAUCUUCACCGUCCUGGCAGGUCUCCUGGGAAUGGUGGCUCACAUGAUGUAUACAACUGUAUUUCAAAUGACCGUCAAUCUUGGUCCAGAGGACUGGCGCCCACAGACCUGGGAUUAUGGCUGGUCCUACUGUCUUGCCUGGGGCUCAUUUGCCUGCUGCAUGGCUUCCUCAGUGACCACAAUGAACAGAUACACGAAAACUAUUCUGGAAUUUAAGUAUAAACAGAAAAAACUGGAGAGAAGUUUAAAGGCUAAAUCCAAGUCUUCCGAUCCCGAAAAGGCUUGGACAAUGUACAUCAACACCAUCCACAGCACACCUGGGGACUUGAUGCAUCACCUGACAGACAUUCGCAGUCCGACUACUCCUACAACAUUUGCAGAAUUAAAUAAUAUCCCCAUGGCACAUUGUGAAGAAUAUUGCUAAACAAUGUGACAGGGGGUUCCCCCCUCUUUUUUUCUUCCAUUUUUUUCUUUUUUGGAAGUAACCAGUGUUUACAUGAUGCAUUCUUCUGUAUGUCAAGGAUUGAUGUUCUAACUGCAGGACAUUUUGGUGACUUACCAAGAGAAAGCCAAGAAGAAAAACCUUCUUCCUUUUUAUUGUCAAUUUCCUUUGCUUCUGUCUUGAUUGAGAGUAACUUCCAGUAAGCACUAAAGUUCCACUGAUUUCAGUGUGGGCUGAUUUAAGCACAUGCUUAACACGCCCCUUGAAAUCAUGCUCUAAAAUUGUAAGUUUGUACCUAGUGCAUUUUGAAUGUGUUGUUGUUGUUGUUACUACACAAAGACCAACUUUUGUACUUUUUGGAAUGCAAAUGGGGAAAUUAUUAAUGUGAUUGUUCAUAAGAACAAUGAACAACUCUGCAGAGGGGUUUUCUUUUCCUUUUUUUGAGACAAACAUUUCUAUUUUAUCCGUUAAGUGGUUGUAACUCUUUGCUUUAAGAUGCCUUCAGGGGUUUUUGCAUAAGCCUCUCUUGGUAGGACUAAGUUUGAUAAACUCUGAAAACAGUU
Lacerta agilis (Sand lizard) is the source of this 1591-nucleotide messenger RNA. It is a transcript of the gene GSG1L2, whose product is annotated as GSG1 like 2. Bases 108 to 1010 code for a protein of 300 amino acids. The transcript has 5 exons. The record is from RefSeq and is a predicted model, not a curated record. Gene Ontology annotation, cellular component: plasma membrane. Lineage: Eukaryota; Metazoa; Chordata; Lepidosauria; Squamata; Lacertidae.